Molecule: messenger RNA, 3516 nt
Organism: Rhineura floridana
Lineage: Eukaryota; Metazoa; Chordata; Lepidosauria; Squamata; Rhineuridae
Gene: NT5DC3
Product: 5'-nucleotidase domain containing 3
Exons: 16
Coding region: 593-2329 (578 amino acids)
Molecular function (GO): 5'-nucleotidase activity
Source: RefSeq, a predicted model, not a curated record
CGUCGGACUCACUAAAAGACGCAACACGGUCUAACAACCCGCCUCAUUGCUUUGCCGCCUCCCUACCGAAGCAAGGGCGGUGCCAAAGGGGGGGGAGGAGACCCUCCCAACAAGGAACUUGCCCCCUACCUAGUAUAUUUUGCCCACCUAGAAAUAUACUUUGCCCCGUCUGUGCCCCCCCCGAUUUUUUUUUUCUGGUGUAUUCGCCGUAAAACAUUCCAGGCACCUUACAUCGUGAAUAAAACAACGGGCAGCAAACUAUUAGAAGCGAUACCGGAGAGGAACCUGUGGCGGAGAGCGGAACAGAAGCAAAGGCAGGCUUUAGCUCUGACAGAUAUCCUUGAGUGUGCCCUUCCCCUUUUCCGCAACGCCAUGCGCCGCGAGCCCUGUCCCUUUGAUUCCCCCCUCCCCUCCGAAGAGAGGAAGCAGGAGGAGGCGUGGCUUGAGGAAGUGACUUCAACCGGCGGCAGCGGCUGCUGCUUCAAGUGGAAAGCAGAAGAGCAAAGGCUGGCGCGGGUUUCUGUCUCGGAGUAUCGUCAUAAAAGGAUCAUAAGGAGCUUGGCAGAUACUAGCUGCUACUGCUACGCCAGAUAUGGCAGCCACGGCCGCUUCCAGCGCGAGGGUCUUUUUAUUGGGCACGGGAAAGAACGGGGCAGGGAGGGUGGCUGCUGCCUUCACCACCUCGUCUCCUGCUGCCGCCGCCGCCGGGCUUUGCUGCUGCUACUGUAGCGGCGGCAGCUUAAAGGCAAAUCCCUAUUGCACGCUGGCCCCACAGCAGCAGCAACAGCGGCCCUCCGCUCCGCCUCCGGAUAUGAAGAACUACCUGUGGAAGCGGUAUAACGAGGCCAAGAAAGUGACGAAAGACUUGGUCCCUUCAAUCAUGAGUAACUUACUGAAUCCAGAUGCCAUCUUUUCCAACAAUGAAAUGAGUCUCUCAGACAUAGAAAUAUAUGGCUUUGAUUAUGACUACACGCUAGUCUUCUAUUCCAAGCAUUUACACACAUUGAUCUUUAAUGCUGCUCGGGAUCUUUUGAUCAAUGAACAUCGGUAUCCUGCAGAAAUCCGGAAGUAUGACUAUGAUCCAAAUUUUGCAAUAAGAGGGCUUCAUUAUGAUGUACAUCGGGCAUUAUUGAUGAAGAUUGAUGCUUUUCAUUAUAUUCAGUUGGGAACAGUGUACAGAGGACUGAGUGUCGUCCCGGAUGAAGAAGUCAUUGCCAUGUAUGAUGGGUCCCAUGUCCCCUUGGAACAAAUGAGCGACUUCUAUGGAAAGAGUUCACAAGGUAACACCAUGAAGCAGUUCAUGGAUAUCUUCUCCUUGCCUGAGAUGACGCUCCUGUCUUGUGUGAAUGAGUAUUUUCUGAAAAACAACAUAGACUAUGAGCCAGUUCAUCUCUACAAAGAUGUGAAGGACUCAAUCAGAGAUGUCCACAUCAAAGGAAUAAUGUACAGUGCAAUUGAAGCAGAUAUUGAGAAAUAUGUUUGUUAUGCUGAGCAGACGCGAGCUGUGUUAGCUAAGCUGGCAGAUCACGGCAAGAAGAUGUUCCUCAUCACAAACAGUCCUAGCAGUUUUGUGGACAGAGGCAUGAAGUUCAUUGUUGGGAAAGACUGGAGGGAUCUCUUUGAUGCAGUCAUUGUCCAGGCUGACAAGCCAAACUUUUUCAAUGAUAAGAGAAGACCUUUCCGUAGGGUGAAUGAAAGAGGUGUUCUGCUUUGGGACAAAAUUCAUCAACUGCAAAAAGGCCAGAUUUACAAACAGGGGAACUUAUAUGAGUUUCUAAAGCUGACUGGCUGGAGAGGUUCCAAAGUCUUGUAUUUUGGUGAUCACAUUUACAGUGAUCUCGCAGAUUUGACUUUAAAGCAUGGCUGGAGAACAGGUGCAAUUAUUCCAGAGUUACGGACAGAAAUUAAGAUAAUGAACACAGAGCAGUAUAUUCAGACCAUGACCUGGCUACAGACUCUCACUGGAUUAUUGGAACACAUGCAGGUUCACAGGGAUCCUGACUCUCAACUGAUCUUACAUGAGUGGAAAAAGGAAAGAAAGGAGAUGAGAGAAUUGACCAGGAACUUCUUUAACUCUCAGUUUGGAAGCUUAUUCAGGACUGACCAGAACCCAACCUAUUUCUUAAGACGCUUGUCUCGCUUUGCCGAUAUUUACAUGGCAUCACUGAGUUGCCUUUUGAACUAUGAUCAAGAUCACACAUUUUACCCAAGGAGGACUCCUUUGCAGCAUGAACUCCCGACAUGGUCAGACCAGCUGUGCACUGGAAACAAUUUUGUCUCCGAAAUGCUGGUCAGGUUCAAUCCCUGCCACCUGCAGAUACAGGGCUGAGUAAAGGCCCCUGCCUGGGAGCUGGGAGUGCCACUGCCAGUCAGUGUCAACAAUACUGAGCCAGAUGGACCAACUGUCUGACUUGGUAUAAGGCAGCCUCCUAUGUUCCUAUGAAAUGCUGACCAUGUUGCCUGAUGUUGACCUUUGUAUGCUAAGGUGUUUGAGCUUCACUUUCAGUGGUGCUGGGGUGUUUGUCUGGCUAUAAAUAUACUUCAUAUGCAUGACUUCCACUGACUACCUGAAUGCUCUGUGCUAGAGUGAAUAAAAACACUGUUGAGGCAUUGGCCAAGCUUUUAUCAAAAUAGUUACCUCUGUUUUGUUGCUUUUCUAAAGAAUCAACAAAAAUAUUAGGCAGAGCAAUCCAACUGCCAGGGAGCCAGCAGAAGGGGGCUGGCAGAGAAGGAGCAGGCGGAAGGCUCCAUGGGAUCCUCUUCCUGUUCAGGAGCUGCUGGCCUGGCUAAACGUGGGCUCCAUUGGGAGCAGUGUGUGUAAGCCAGCCGGGAGGCACUGCCUCUGGCAAACAGGCCUGCUGGGGAGUAAGCACUCCCCAUAGGCUUGAAUGGAUUUUCUUUUUUUAAAAAAAAAAUUCCACUAGUCUUUGGGCUGGUGGAGUUUGCAGGGAGAUCAGGACCUCACAUAAGUCCCCCCCACACCUCCGGAAUGGUCUGUUUUUGGGGCUUCUGCCAGGCUGGCUGCCCUUGGCAGACCCCCAACAGUGCUAGCAGGCUCCUCACUGAGCCACAUCGCUGCUGUGGUGGAGGGCUGCUGCUAGCAGAGCCUGGCGCCUGCCAGCACUCCAAAGCAUCCAACUCAUCCCAGUCCAGUGGAAAGAUGAAUUGUGUUAUGCCCAAAAUGGAAAAUCCAGGGGACAGGACUAAUUGUUAAAGGACAAAAUAAGACUUGACAUUACUUGAAAUGUAUCUAUUAUGCUACAUAGCUCUAGGAUUCCAAAGCCCUUUUAAAAAGACAGUAUUUGUACAAUAUGUUAAAGAAUGAAAUUAGUAUGUAUUCUAGAAAAGUAUGCAUAAUGUAAAAUAUUUAAGGGUUUACCAGAACUCUGGAAUUGGUAUACACUAUCCAGUGUGGUGAAUCUAGUUACACGUCUACUUCCUCUGAACAGACUGUUUGUGUAGAAAACCGCUAUGUAGACAGGUUCUAUUGCAGAAUAAAAACUUUAUUUUUUUGUA